CGUGGCGCGUGGGCGGCUUCGCGCUGGUGUCGCAGUGGGACGUGGGCGCGAGCGUGGCGGCGCUCGCCGCGCUGCGCCUGGCCGACCAUCAGGACCCGCGCGCCGCCGGCAGCGAGCACGUGGUCGUGUGCGCGCGCAUGCGCGCCAAGCUCGUCUCCGAGGUGCGCGACAACGUCGACAAGCUCAAGAAGGUACCCGAAGAGUGUCUUGCCUGCAUGGCGGCGGUCUGCCGGACCGUGAGUUUAGCCAACCUGCACAUGGUCUUCCCGGAGCCCACUUACUAUCGGCAAACGCGAGAAAUGCCGACUUAUGCCAGCUCUUAUGUCGAGCAAUACCUCGAACGCGUCUUGCGGCCCGUGUUGUUGGCCGUUGCCACGCUCCCGCAAACCGUGCAAGAAACUAUUUGCUGCAUGACUGUCCGCAUCAUGUGUGAAGCUUGGUUGGACCAUAUCUACAUGCACCGCAUCAAGUUCACUAAUUCCAGAAUAUUGGCUUCCACUGCCAACGGAGGAAGAAUACGAGCUCUGGCUACCACCUGCGACGAAUCCUUGGCUGCUCCAGGAAGUCUGCUUGCUCCAGUGCGACGUGGCAGAACCAGCCGCAGACUGGGUUUGGGACGACUCGGCGGCAUGUAAUGUAGGCGAUCGCCAAUGGAUGGGUUUCAUUGGAAGCAUGUCUCCGCCUUGGAACUGAUAUUCGGUGGGAGUCUGCCUCGCAGCGUAGCUGUCCUCUCCGUCGUCUGCAAUGUAGCGGCGAUUCCGCAUGCAUAUGCUCAAACAUUUGCAUUCCUGUGGACAGAGGAAAAGAUUAUUAUUUAUGAAUUUAAAAAAAUCAUAAAUAAUAUUGUGUAA
Gryllus bimaculatus (two-spotted cricket) is the source of this 851-nucleotide messenger RNA. The record is from the annotation of a GenBank genome assembly. NCBI's taxonomy places the organism in Eukaryota, Metazoa, Arthropoda, Insecta, Orthoptera, Gryllidae.